Molecule: messenger RNA, 5454 nt
Organism: Neurospora crassa OR74A
Lineage: Eukaryota; Fungi; Ascomycota; Sordariomycetes; Sordariales; Sordariaceae
Gene: ff-1
Product: PTAB
Exons: 7
Coding region: 1682-4066 (794 amino acids)
Biological process (GO): negative regulation of transcription by RNA polymerase II; positive regulation of transcription by RNA polymerase II
Cellular component (GO): nucleus; transcription regulator complex
Source: RefSeq, a predicted model, not a curated record
GUGCCCUUUAGGGGGAGUCAAAGUGUUUCUCAGCUUGUAUAGCGAUUAUGAUGUGAGGGCAUUCAGCCUUUGUCGAACUCCUUUAACCCUGCAACAACGGGUCUCAGUCUCAAGAGUACAUAUGCGGCAGUCAAAGCCAAACAGAAUAUCAUGGCUUGGGCUGGGAGAUUCCUCUGAUACAAGCUAAUAUCCUACUUCAACGAGCUCAGUUCAAAUCAUAUAUAUUUCCAGCGCUCCCCCCCAUAAUCACCAACAUCAAAAAGUUGACCCAUUCACAGGGAAAAUAAACAAGGAGAGGAUUUCCGACGAUAGACAUCUCUUCUGAGCUCGUCAUCACCGGUCGGUCAUCAGAACUCCAAUACAUAGACACAUAGACUACCUCUACCUCGUAAGUGGCAUUCCAUUCUUUGUACCCCUGGGGUCCAAAACCACCUCAUCCAGCUCGCCCGCCAAGCACUCCCGCUUCUGUCAAAACCUACCAAGGGCCCCAGCAACAACUCCAAGGAACUCUUUUUUUGACGGGACUCCCGUCUGCCCAGGUCAGGACCCAGACUCCCACCCAGACCUCGCCAGUCAGUCCCAUAAAAACUCCCAGCCUAGUCAAGCAGCAGCAGCGCAGCCCAGAGAGUCGACGGACGGGAGAUCCACACAACCACCUUACCCUUCCCAAUCAUCCCCAAGCCUCAAUCCACCUCCGACUCCGACAGUCCACGACACGUCGGUGCUCGUUCCGUUGUAUCCCUCAUCUCUUGCUGCAGGAGAUCUAGUGCUUCGUCGCUCACCAUUUCUCUCUCUCUCUCUCACCAGUCUCUUUCUACUCUCGACGCUCUUGUCUUCCCAUCACCAGCGGGAAAUCCUCCUUAAUCAUUUCACCACCUACCUAUCUUCCUACCUAUUAUUGCUGCCGUGGUGCAUUCUGCCGCAUCGGCAUACAUACCUAAUAGCCUCUGCCUACCUACCGCUCUGGUCACCUCACCCGCCUUGGUACUGUACCUACCUUGAGCUACCUACCUACCUACUUACCAACGCCUAUUCGCCUGCCGGACCCGUCCCGCUUCGUCUCUUGUUCCUUGCGGUCAGAUCGUUCGGGGGCCACCCUCUGUGUGCCUACUUGACACUGUUCUCAAGUCGACUUUCGACCGACUUGGAUCUACCCUUUUUGCUCACUGUCUCCCCCAACUUUCCGCUCACGUUGCUCGUCGCGCGACCGCCGCCGCCAGACAAGGCCCCCGUCGCUGGCUGUGAGUGCAACGCACACCACCAGACACCUGCCACUCCCGUCUUCCCAGCUUGAGGCCCGUCCGAGGUGAUUUGGAUCCUUGGAUCGCCAGGUCCGCACCAAAGGAACCGACACACCCAGUGCCUGCCGUCGUCGCCGCUGUCGUCGUCGCAUUCGCCCCCAACACGCUCGGCUUCCUCUCCGUGAGCGCAACAGCACAACAGCAGUCGUCCAGCAAACGCCAUCUUUAACUGCCUCUCGACCGCCUGUCGAUCGCCACCCGAUUGAAGCGGCAUUGUGAUACGCGCGCGCGCCAGACAAGGAAGAAGACCGACCAACGCCUCAGCCGGCCCUCGCGGCAACCCCCCGUACCGACGAACUGGUUACACUUCGUAUGCGAUAGCGCGGAGGAAGUCACGUCGAUAUCCACGCUGUGGAUAGUCGACAGCAAAGUGGAAAGAGAUGAUGGCUAGCAUGCCGAUUGGUCCCUCCUUUUCGCCGCACCCUGGCGGAAUGCAGCAACAUCCGGGAGCUCCUCCCGGUCACCACAUGGCUCCGGGCAUGGCCCACAACCCCAGCCAGCCCGGCGCAACCCCCGCCAUGGCUCAUCAGAUGGUGGCACACUUGGGUGUCUCCGGCCCCGGCCCGCAGAUGAGCGCCGGCGCUCUCAUGGGAGGAAUGCCGCCCGGCACUCCCAACGCCCAUAUUGCCAUGCAGCAUUUGAACCCCCAGCAGAUGGCAGCAUACCAACAACAAAUCAAUGGGAUGGGCUUUCCCAACAACCCAGCCAUGCAACAGCAGUUGCAGCAAGCUAGGCUGCAGCAGCUGCAGCAAGCGCAACACCAGAGACUCAUGCAGGCUCAGCAAGCUCAGGCUCAGUACGGUAACCUGGGAGGUAUGCCAAUAGGCGUCCCUGGCAUGGGCCAGAUGAAUCCUCAUAUGGCUCAGUUAAUGCAGAGGCGCGCAAUGGCUGGCCCUAUGCCAAUGGCCCAUCAGAUGCAACAGCAUCUGGCGCAACAGCACCAGGGGCAGGGGAUGAAUCCGAAUCUCAUAGCCCAACAGAUGGCGAUGCAGCAGCAGCAGCAGCAGCAAUUACAACAGCAACAACAACAACAGCAGCAGCAACAGCAGCAACAGCAGCAGCAGCAACAACAGCAACAGCAACAACAACAGAUGGCCCAGCAAGGAAACAACCCCGGCCAGCACCAGAUCAACCCCCAAGGUCCAGGCCUCAACAUGCAAGCUCAGCUGGCCGCUCUUCAUACGCAACAGGCUCAUGCCCAGCAGUCGGCGGCAGUUCAGGCAGCCCAGGCCCAGGCCCAGGCCCAGGCACAACAAGGAGGGCCGGGACAACCACAGCAGCAACCGCAACAACCACAGCCCCAGCCGCCUCAACAGCCACCCCAACAGCAGCCGGGUCAGCCUCAGCAGCCUACUCAACAGCAACCACAGGUUCAGCCAGGUCCGGGAGUAAAUGGGCCAGCACAGAACCAGGGGCCUGCUCCGGGCCCUACACAGCAGCCAAAUGCCCAACAGCAGGUCUCCCCUCAAACGCCACAGACCACACAAGCCCAGCAAGCACAACUUGCCCACGCCCAAGUUCAAGCAGCCGCCAAUGUCGCCAACCUCCUGCAGCAAAAGCGUGUGGAUAGCGCAAACUUGAAGGGCCAGUGCUUGCUCAAACUCAACUCGUUCAAUGAGCACUUGAAUGGAUUCACGGGUUCCCAGGGUGCAGACGGCUUGAAGUACUGGCAACUCUUUGUCCAGCGGUUCUUCUCACAGAAAGGCGUCUUCCGCCAGACUUUUAAGAAACGUGAAGAUGAAGCUGCCGAUCCCAAGCCGUACGAGAUCGACGUUGCAGCCUUGCCGCGAUUCUUCAACGUGCAUUUCGAAAGUGGCGUUUCGAAAAUGCAGCUGGUCAUGCAAGGCACCACAGACAGAUCGUUGCCCCAUGACGGCCAUUUCAUUGAGAUUGCUAGGGCGAGUGUCUUCUACUGGUACGAUAAUGGAUCGCAUGUCGUCCAUAAUGGAACCCUCCGGAUCCAAUUCGAUAGCGACCAAUUUAUCGAGCUUUUCGACUUUGUCGUUGAGAACCACGAGGAGUACCAUUCGCGGCGCGCAAUCAUUGAGGCUGCUCGGCCUUCGCACACCUGGAUCAAGGAGUGGAGAUCCCUGAACCCGCCUGACAGCAAGCAGUCACCAGAGAUGAGCAAAAAGGGCAAGCAGAGGCCGUACAAGAGCCCAGCCACUCCGCCACCGGAUAUCGAGCUUCCGGACUCUUGCGUCAAAAUUGGGAUGGGGAUUCCAGAAGGCGUGUUUCAGUUCCUGGAGAUGGCCGAUAUCAUGGGUCAAAUGAGCCCCUUAUUUACGUUCUCCCACAAUCAUCCCGGCAUUCCCCCAUAUGCUGCUCUCGAGCAGUUUAUGACCCAGAUCACGGGUCAAGGCCCAGCUGUCAACGGCCAGGCGAUGCCGCAAGGAGUCCCUAGGACUCCAGGAUACAACCAAUUUCCUAUGGGUGCCAGUCCAGCAAUGGCAAACCAGAUGCUUCCUGGGUCUCCUCAUAUAGGUAGCCCGGCUCCUGGCCAGAUGCAAGCGCCUGCCAUGCAGCUUCAAGUCAGCCAGCAAGGCACCAACUCUAGUGGGCCAAGCGCAAAUACUUCGCCUCAGCAGAACAACAAGAAGAGGAGAGCCUCCCAGGCGAAGCUCGAAGAUGACGGUCCCACCUCAGCCCCGACGCCGGCGACUAUGGGGACACCCCAAAUGCCUCAGAUGAACGGCGUCCAAGUGAAGGCUAAGCACCCUCCAACGCCGAGGAUGCAGAAACGCAUGAAGAACAACCAAGGAUAGAAGCCGAGACGCUCUUCGAUCGAGCUGUGGACGCCGUCUUGCUUCUCUUUCAUACACAAUUAACAGAAAUUCUUCACGGUUGGUGUCUUGGCGUCUUGCUUGGUCUUCUUGACAUGAGCUCGUUCAGACCUCUCGACUUCUUAGACAUCCAGAGCUGGGCAGUCUGGGCUCGAUUUUUUUCUACUUUUUCUUUCUGUUCACACACGCAUGGGAUUUUACAUGACUGCAUCCGGCUAAACUCUGUAUUUGGGCCGGGGAAAGCAUUCAUUCUGGAAUCGGACCAUUUGCAUAUACCCCAUUUUCUGGUUCACACGGGAAAGGCGCUGGUGGAAAGCGCAUAUGGGAGGAGGCUAACGGGGAGCCAGAGAAGGCUAUCGAAUGGGAGAGCGGAACUGUUUGGUGGAAGAUGACGUGGUUAUUAGGAUAACAUUGACACCAAUAGGUGGGAAGAAGAAUCAAUCAGGAAGAGGCGCCAAGGUAUGGGAAUUGAGAUGAUGAAACGGAGGAGCAGAGCGGAUAGGAUUCGAGGAGGGUCAGUCAGCUGAAGCGGGUGCCAAAAAUUUACUUGGCUCGAGUCCAUGAUAUAACAUUGCACUCGAGGCAGGCGUUUUGACGCGUUCUGGCAGGCGUUCUGCGAGGCGAAAGAAGGAAGGCAUGAUUUUUGUGUACAUCGCGUUUCCAUUUUUCCUCUUUAUUUGGUCUUUGGUUCCAGAGUUUGAGAAACCAGCGCAUUCCUACUACCACCUAUUUUCCGUUUUCCUUUUUGCCUGGUUGAUAUAUAGUGCUGGAAAGAAGAGUCUCUCUGUUGUUUUUAUUUGAGGCAAAGGAGAAGAGGGGGGAAAGAGAACGACACGCGAGUAGGGAAAGACUGAGUGAGUGCUCGGAUUAUCCGUCAUUCAUUCUACCUCACGGGCUUGGAGACGGCAUGGAUGAAUCGGUCUCCGGUGUCAGUCGGGUAGAUUUGUCCCACCCUCGCUCCCGCUCUGGUCUUCUGGCCUAUGGUUGUCGCCGUUUUCUGUUUAAUGUUAAUGAUUUGGCGUCUUGCGAGAGAGAACCGGCUGUUGGGAGUGAAGACAUUGCAAAAAUGGUGUUGUGAACGAGCAAGAGCGACGGAUGCAAAACAUAGCGUAUUACCACAUACUUUUUUCUGUCAUUGAGUGGUAAUCGUCAUGUUUAUCGAGCUUGGAUCGAUGCUUCUGAUACUUACCUUACUUGUGUUGCGCGCGUGGUUUGAGCGAGAUGGAAAGAGGGUCAGAUAACUUGAAGGAAAGAAAACAAAGGGGAAGGAGGAUGGGAGGGAACAGAGUCGAGUUGGAUAGAGAGAGAGAGGUGUGGUAUUUUGUAUCAAAACUUUUGUGUUUGUUCAAGUUAGUCAAAGAACUUCAGCG